Aspergillus saccharolyticus JOP 1030-1 is the source of this 1688-nucleotide messenger RNA. RefSeq names its product putative MFS myo-inositol transporter. Bases 65 to 1546 code for a protein of 493 amino acids. Gene Ontology annotation, molecular function: myo-inositol:proton symporter activity. The record is from RefSeq and is a predicted model, not a curated record. NCBI's taxonomy places the organism in Eukaryota, Fungi, Ascomycota, Eurotiomycetes, Eurotiales, Aspergillaceae. Gene Ontology annotation, cellular component: membrane. The transcript has 3 exons. Gene Ontology annotation, biological process: transmembrane transport.
AGAUGGAAACGCCCGAUCUUACCCGCCUAGCAAAAAAGCUAGGGGAGACUGGUUCAUAUGGUCCAUGACAUUCUCGGCUGGAAUUAGUGGGCUUCUAUUUGGUUACGACACAGGUGUCAUAUCAGCAACACUCGUAUCCAUCGGUUCGGACCUUUCUAAUCGUCCGCUUACCACUCUAGACAAGAGUCUUGUAACCUCAUGCACGAGUUUGCUUGCCUUGGUCGCAAGCCCUUUGGCGGGUAUAUUGGCAGAUAAACUCGGUCGCAGGAAGGUUAUAUUUAUUGCGGAUGUGCUUUUCACCUUGGGGGCUGUCACACAAGCUACCGCCGACACCGUCUGGGCUAUGAUAAUAGGGAGAAGUGUUGUAGGCUUGGCUGUUGGUGCAGCGAGCUUGGUUACACCAUUAUAUAUAUCAGAAUUGGCGCCAUCUCACGAGCGGGGUAGAUUGGUGACAAUCCUGUGCUUACUUAUCACUGGUGGACAAGUCAUAGCCUAUAUCGUUGGCUGGCUUUUUUCCAAUGCAGCUGGUGGUUGGCGGUAUAUUGUCGGCCUUGGGAUGCUGCCUGCUAUCAUUCAAGGCAUCACUGUUGUGGCCCUACCCGAAACUCCACGAUGGUUGGUACAAGCAGGCUUCGAAGAUGCAGCUACAUAUGUCCUGUCUAAAGUCUAUCAGGAUUACGAGGACAGCGUCCAGUUGGUCGAGGCCAUCUUGCUUGGUAUCCAGCAGGAACUUGCUGAAGAAACUGAUACAAGAGCCAGCAAGGCACCCGGAGAGCAUGAAAACUGGAUUGCGGAUGCCACCCAUCGCACCCGUAAUCUCUUUCUUGUUGGUGGUAAUCGCAGGGCAUUGAUGAUAGCAGUCAUGCUUCAAGUCCUACAGCAACUGGCCGGGUUCAAUUCUCUAAUGUACUUCUCGAGCACACUUUUUGCGAUUCUUUCUUUCUCCUCCCCUACACUUACCGCAUUAUCAGUUGCGGUGACCAACUUCGUUUUCACGCUGUUCGCAUGUGUAUACAUUGACAGGAUUGGCCGACGACGCAUUCUUCUCUAUUCAAUCCCUGUCAUGUCCUUGUCGCUCGUUGCUUGCGCUAUGGCCUUUGGAUCUUUACCGUUACCUUUGUCAUUGUCCGAACCCAAACGGACAGACAAAGCCGAUGCUGCAACGAUCAAAGAUUCCUUUCUCCCUGUUACAGUCCUUAUGUGUCUCACGAUUUACACAGCUUCAUACGCUUUCGGUCUCGGUAAUGUUCCUUGGCAACAGUCGGAACUCUUUCCCUUGAACGUACGCUCGUUAGGCUCGUCUCUUGCAACGGCCACUAAUUGGGCAUCUAAUUUCAUCGUUGGGUUAACAUUCUUACCGAUGAUGGAAUGGCUAUCACCGGCGUGGACUUUCGCGGCCUAUGCGGCUGUAUGUGUAUUGGGGUGGAUUGUCGUGUGGGCUAUCUACCCUGAGAUGAGUGGGCUCAGUCUUGAAGAGGUGAAAGAUCUCCUGGCGGACGGCUGGGGGGUACAAGAGAGUCUGGGACGAGGUUACGGUUCUCACUGAGUAGGCACAGAGUGCUAGACUAGAUACUAAGUCCAUGAGUCUUCCCGUAGACAGUUUCCCCGAAUGAUGGAUCGAUCUGGGCUUGACCCAGCUGGAGUCUGCCUUGGGGACGCAGUCCAUCCAGUUUUUGCCUGCAAGUAAU